UUAAACACACAGAAUUGUGGGAUAACUACUAUGGGUUCCUGAAUGCAAGUUUAUCAGGAAAUGUUUUGUGCUCAGAUUUUGAGAUUAAAUCCAUCCAUCCAUCUUUAGCUUUAAGGCAGAAUGGUUCUGAGGGACUCCAGGUGUUGUUGCAAAAUAGGGAGGAGCUUUUACUUUGAAGAAUUCUGGGAAAGCUAUUACAAUUUCCUGAACUUAAAGAUGUAAAUAUUCUUCUAAUCUACAGUCAGAAUGAUGCGUUUCAUGCUGCUUUUCAGCCGUCAAGGCAAAUUGAGGCUCCAGAAGUGGUAUACUCCGUUGCUUGAUAAGGAGAAGAAAAAGAUUACUCGGGAACUUAUUCAAAUUGUGCUGUCUCGACAAUCCAGAAUGUGUAGUUUUGUUGAAUGGCGAGAUCUGAAAAUUAUUUAUAAAAGGUUUGCUAGUUUAUAUUUCUGUUGUGCAAUAGAGGAACAGGACAAUGAGCUUCUGACUCUAGAAAUCAUUCAUCGUUAUGUGGAACUUCUGGAUAAGUAUUUCGGAAAUGUUUGUGAACUGGACAUUAUUUUUAAUUUUGAGAAGGCCUAUUUCAUACUGGAUGAAUUUUUAAUCGGAGGAGAAUUGCAGGACACCUCAAAGCAAAGUAUACCAAAAGCGAUAGAAGAAGCAGAUAUGCUUCAAGAGACCAUGGAAGAAUAUAUGGCUAAACCAACAUUUUAACUUGGACAUUGAAGAACUGGAAGAUAUAGUUUAGAAGUUCAGCCUAUGCAUAAACCUACAGUGACUUAAAAUUUAGAUAUUUACAUUUUGCUGCUGCACCACACUAUAGAAGAAUGUCAUCCAAAAUGCAGCUAGCACUGUGCAAUAUUGAGGCGUAGUAUUUUUCCAUGUUUUGAUAUUUACAGAUCUUAAUGUACUCUUCACUCUACACUUUCGGUUAGCAGGAGGUUUUUCACUACCUUUUUUUAAAAAAAAAAAUUACAAUCCUUCUUGAAUUAGAUUAUAUUGUAUUUCCUCUAUUGUCAUUCAAAAAUAUCCUAUUCUAUAGAAACCAAUCAAUCUGCCAAAUGUGCUUCUCAUCAUAAAUAAAGCAUUUAAUCCUGAAAUUCAUGUACCAAAUUCAGGUAGGCAAUUGAGGUUGUCAGUCAAUGUAAUGGUUAUGUAUUGUGAAAAUUAAUGAAACUGUGAUAAGCUUUUAUCUUUCUGCUAAUUUUUUUUUUUCAAAAUGAAAGGAUGUUACUUUAAACUAUUUGAAAUAGUUUGAAGCUGUAAAACUUAAAACCAUUCAACACAAAGUUCCAGCUCAGACAAUAAUACCGUACAGGGGGGAAACUGCUUUUUCAGAGGAGCUGAUUUUGAACGUGAGUUCCAACUGCUCUUUCAGAUGGAUGAUCCAUAUCAAUAUUCAAAGGAAAUCAACAAUUUGCUUUAGUCAUUGUUACCAAACACAGACUUGUUGAGAGUUUGCAUCAUUGCACAAUUGAAAUUGUUAUUCACAUUCAAACGCAGCUAAAUACAACAUCCAAGAUGCUGACCUCCUUCUGAACUCCUGAAAUCCAUUAGAGAUUGUGGUUUGAACCUAUGAGAAGUUCUUGGCAGCUAACUUUGUCCACUUUUCAAUGGGGGGAGCAGAUAAUUGAGGACAGUGACAAUCAUAUUUUAAGCCCACGGACGUAGCAAGACUAUCCAUCAUCUGUUGGAAAUAUAGAAUUAGGUUAUCUGUCACAUGGAAACUAUAUAAGCCCAAUGCAAAUAAAAUCUUCUGUCUUAUUUAUUAUUAAUCUUCUUCAAUUAGCAAGGCUGCAAUGUUCUUAAUUGCAAACUAUGGGUUUUAAGUAGCAUUGUGGUCUCUACUCGCCAUCUGUUUGACAUCCAGCUAAGAAUUGUUAUUGAUUAUUUAACUUUAUGAAGUUCCUUUUUGCCUGAUGAAUAUUAAAGUCUCCUUUUUUGAUUUUUCAUUCAGCAAUUCACCUCUGAAAGGAACAACCAAUUUUAUUUAUUUUUCUACAAUCUUUCAAGAAUUUGCAACAGGAUGGUGAAAGAUUUGCUUUAAGUUAUAAAAGUUUAGUAUCUUCAAUCAUAAUCCAGAGAAAUAUAUUUAAGGUCGAAUUUUUAAAAAGAGGCUAUGAAAAGUUUAGCAAUGUACCUUAAGGUUUGAAGAGAAAUAUAAAAAAUAGAGUUGAGAUUUAAUGUCCAGGACUAAUGCAGUGAGUGAUUUUAUAGCCACAGUUAUUCUUCCGUCCACUGGGGCACUGCAAGGUACAAAAAACAAAUUACUGAAAAGCUUAUUUAUUAGACAGAACAAAUUUGUGGCACUGUGCUAUUGAACAUAAAUGUAUUUUGUGUCUGUAGGGUCUCUUUGCUCCGGGUCCCAUACUAGAAUCCAAUGUAUUGCUUAUUGCUAGUAGGCUCUUUCCCUAUUCAAAUAUUUAGUUCUCUUUUUCUCUAAAAGUUGCAAUGAUCUCUGCUCCAACUUUUCCUUGUGGUUGAGCAUCACUGUAUUGAUUUUUUUUAUCAAUCUUCCUCCACACUACCUUUAGAUAGAAUCAUAAAUUCUAGAUUAAUGAAUCUUCAAACAGGAAAUAAUGUUGCCCAGUUCGCUAUUGCAUAUGUCCAUCCAUUAUAAUUUCUAUCCAAUUUCAUUUUGCCAAUAUCUGUGAUCUCCAUGUAUAACUAUCAUUUCUCAUCCCUAGUCUGUUUUGGUCCAUCUGUGCUAUAACCAAAUGGGUAUUAUGACUGGUAACAACUGAGUCUUAACUGGAAAAAGACACCAUUUGGUACAGUGGUGUACCUUCAUCACAUGGACUGGAGGGGUUCAUGGUGUCAACUCAACACUACGUUCUUGAACAGUAAUGCUGGCCUUGGCAACAAAACUUGUAUCAUAUAAACAAUUUAAACAAAAAAUUGCAUCCAAAGUAAUUGAGUGGAAAUGCAAACAACAUUUGCACCAGCAAAUAACAAUUGAAAAAAAUUCUUAAUUAGAUGUAUUAGAAUACAAAAUUAUGUGCCUACAAGGUGAGAAUUACAGCUUUGGGUAGAACAUAGAUAACCUUUAUACAUCGCUACAGAUGUCACCAGAACAAAAUGUACAACUGACAAUGGCUGUCAUUUGUUUAGCAGUAUAAGCAUUGAGUCAGUUCAAAUAAAUAUUGUUCCUUGCAAUGCAAA
Rhincodon typus (whale shark) is the source of this 3159-nucleotide messenger RNA. It is a transcript of the gene ap1s3a, whose product is annotated as adaptor related protein complex 1 subunit sigma 3a. The record is from RefSeq and is a predicted model, not a curated record. Lineage: Eukaryota; Metazoa; Chordata; Chondrichthyes; Orectolobiformes; Rhincodontidae. The coding region runs from base 247 to 711 and encodes 154 amino acids. Gene Ontology annotation, biological process: vesicle-mediated transport; intracellular protein transport. The transcript is spliced from 6 exons. Gene Ontology annotation, molecular function: clathrin-cargo adaptor activity. Gene Ontology annotation, cellular component: membrane coat; AP-1 adaptor complex; intracellular membrane-bounded organelle.